UUCCUGAACAGCUGAGCCCGGGCUUACCCCCAUCUCACCACUACGCAUAGGGUCUGUCUGCUUUCCUGCCAUUCUACGGUGCGUCCCCCAGGCUGGCCAUGCUGCAGGACUUGGAGCAGAGAGUCCAACAACUGGCAUCCAGCUCCGUGAUCCUGGGUCUCAGUGCAGGCUUGGUUAGGGAGCUCAUUACAGACAGGAGUCAGAUCCUAAACAGCCUGUUGGAAUCCCAGAUGUCCAAGCUGUAUGUGAGCGACCAACCAGCAGCACCUGAUAUCAGUCAGGCCAGAGAGAGGCUGCAGGCCCUGAGGGAGAGUAUGGACAGGAAUGAGGAGAGCCGGGGAGCAAGGGUACAUAGGCCCCUGCAGCAGUUUGUGCAGAAGGAAUGGGACAGCAUCAUCUCUGUUGUGUCUUCUAUGCUAUCUGAGCUUAGCCAAUCAAGUGGCUGUAACAAGACAUUGAGCUCCUGGGAUUCCUCUCAAACACUGUUCUUGUUGCAUCAGUUGGAGUCCCAGGCAAAGCUGCUAGGAGCCUACCUUUGGGAGGAGACACCCCCUGCAGUCUACCACCUUUCUGCCUUCCAGAAUCCUAAGGGUUUCUUGGUGGCUGUGUUGCAAGAGCAAGCCCGAGCUGAACAGAGGGACAUCAGCAAUUUUUCCCUGCAGUACCAGGUCCUCAAAACCAGUGCCAUUCCGUCAUCUCCGCCACACAGCGGUAUCUACAUCACAGGCCUAGAGCUGCACGGUGCACUGUGGGAUACACGUCUGGGUGCUGUCCAGGAGACACUGUCCAUCCAGCCAUGCCAGCUGCCGGUGGUGUGGGUCAGAGCCACAGCAGACAUCACCACAGCAACCAGCAGCCCUUCCUCUUUUCCCCUGUACCUCUGCCCUGUGUACAAGGACUUGAUCCCUGGGGAUCUCAUGGACACGGACAAAAUCACUUACAUCCCCCUGGUAGCCAAGCUUCCCCCCACCCUCUGCAAGAUAAGACGAGUUAGAAUCAUAAUCAGGCAACUGACCACAGACCUUUAAAUAACAGCAUCUUUUACUGAAAUAAUCUAGGCUAAAUAAUUGUUUUUAAUAUAAAACAAAUGACCUUUCAAUAAACUUGGUAUACAGUGAAAUUUAGGAACAAUUUUGAAAAAGUAUUGAAUCUAACAUUACAUUUAUAGAAUGUCUCUUGGCUCACACAUUUACACAGGUAUUUCAUCGAUUACAUAUGUUACUAUUUAGGAUUAGCCCUUUUCCACAUUUCACAAUUAGAUAUAUACACACAUACACAUUUAAAUGGUUUUCAUAUCUAAAAUAAAUAUUACUUUGAAAAUACCUGUAAACUGUAGUCACCUUCCAAUCAAGUAUUAUGGCUACAUUAGUAAUCCAUCAAUUGACAAGAUACAUUUAUUAUUAAAGAUCACAGUCUUAUAAACGUGAUAGUUCAAUGUCUCUCUGUGCUGUAAGUAUCACUAAGACAUAUACCGAGAAUCCCAUCCAUUAGGGGCUUUGUGUCCACUGUAGUUAACUGGGGGGGGUGCCCAUUUUGAGCCACUUUGAAGCCCAUUUGGUUUCCAAACUACACUGUCAAUUGUCUUUCUUCAUCUCUUCUUGUACAUGCAGGGCUUUAGUUCCAGACCUGCUGUAUGGCUUUUCCCUUCAGAUUCCGUUGUCUUGAUUAACUCAAAAGUGUAGAAAUAACAGUAACUAGUGUCCUAAAAAAACAGAAAAAGAGAACACAUCAGAUUAUAAUUAAAGGCAGAGCAAUUACAAAAUGUACAAUUGUGCGACUUAAGCUUAGAGACUGUUUUUUGGAAUAGUCAGUUACAUCUCUUCUCAUCAACCCCUGUAAACAGAACUCUGUAUUGUUAAUCACAUUGGAUUUCAGUAAAAUCUAAAUAAAAUUAAAAAUAUUCAGUAUGUAUUCAAUAA
Messenger RNA from Lepisosteus oculatus (spotted gar), 1919 nucleotides. The record is from RefSeq and is a predicted model, not a curated record. NCBI's taxonomy places the organism in Eukaryota, Metazoa, Chordata, Actinopteri, Semionotiformes, Lepisosteidae.